Argiope bruennichi is the source of this 842-nucleotide messenger RNA. Its product is annotated as 40S ribosomal protein S5. Gene Ontology annotation, cellular component: ribosome; cytosolic small ribosomal subunit. The record is from RefSeq and is a predicted model, not a curated record. Lineage: Eukaryota; Metazoa; Arthropoda; Arachnida; Araneae; Araneidae. Gene Ontology annotation, biological process: translation; ribosomal small subunit assembly. Gene Ontology annotation, molecular function: structural constituent of ribosome; rRNA binding; mRNA binding. The transcript has 5 exons. Bases 164 to 787 code for a protein of 207 amino acids.
UUUCAUUGAAACCACCGACAGUUACAACUAAACUUGGUUCUUCUAUUGAUGGCUCCAUUUUUCUGAGAGUUUUCGGCGUGCGGUAAUUCUUGUGCCAAUUUAAAAUUAAACUUUCCUAACUUCAUUUUUCGCAGAAUAUCAAAUAUAAUUUUUAAAAACAGACAUGACUGAAACGUGGGAUGAUGCCAGCCCAAUUCCAAUGGCUCAAGAAUUGCCAGAAAUUAAAUUAUUUGGUAAAUGGAGCUCAAGUGAUGUACAAGUCAGCGAUAUCAGUUUAACGGAUUACAUAGCCGUCAAGGAAAAGUAUGCAAGGUAUUUGCCUCAUUCGGCAGGAAGAUAUGCCACCAAACGCUUUAGAAAAGCCCAAUGCCCAAUUGUGGAACGUCUAACCAAUUCCAUGAUGAUGCAUGGACGUAACAAUGGCAAAAAAUUAAAAGCUGUUUUAAUUGUAAAGCACGCUUUUGAAAUUAUUCAUCUGAUGACAAAUGAGAACCCACUUCAAGUAUUGGUAAAUGCUAUAAUCAACAGUGGGCCCCGUGAAGAUUCUACUCGAAUUGGUCGUGCAGGUACUGUCAGAAGACAAGCUGUGGAUGUGUCACCUUUGAGACGUGUGAACCAGGCUAUAUGGUUGUUGUGUACAGGUGCACGUGAAGCUGCUUUCAGGAACAUCAAGACUAUUGCUGAGUGCUUGGCUGAUGAGCUCAUGAAUGCAGCAAAGGGAUCAUCUAACAGUUAUGCUAUUAAGAAAAAAGAUGAGUUGGAACGUGUAGCCAAGUCCAACCGUUAAGAUGUGUAUUUUAUAUUUGAACUGAGAAAUAAAGGAAAAAAAUAUUGGGAAUAAA